Messenger RNA from Serinus canaria (Common canary), 5126 nucleotides. RefSeq names its product BORA aurora kinase A activator (gene BORA). The record is from RefSeq and is a predicted model, not a curated record. Lineage: Eukaryota; Metazoa; Chordata; Aves; Passeriformes; Fringillidae. The transcript is spliced from 12 exons. Gene Ontology annotation, biological process: regulation of mitotic nuclear division; activation of protein kinase activity; regulation of mitotic spindle organization. Gene Ontology annotation, molecular function: protein kinase binding. Gene Ontology annotation, cellular component: nucleus; cytoplasm. Bases 163 to 1965 code for a protein of 600 amino acids.
CGCGGCGCGGCGGGGCGGGAGCGGCGCGGCGGCAGCGGCCGUAUAACGGCGGCAGGUGGCCGUGCCCGCAUCCUUGGCAUUUCUGGCAUUCCUGGCACUCCCGGGUUACCCGGUAUCGCCUCCUCGGCGGCGGGGCUUGGGAGAGCGUUAUAGCUUAGUGUUAUGGGUGAUACCGAAGAAGCUAAAAUGCAGAUAACUCCAGAAACUCCAGGACGAGUCGCAAUCCUGAAUCCUUUUGAAAGUCCCAAUGAUUAUUACAGUCUUCAGGAGCAGAUUGUUUCCAGUCCUUCAGUCUUUAAGUCAACAAAAUCCUCAUCUACACCAGGAAAAUUCAGAUGGUCUAUUGAUCAGCUCGCUCUAAUAAAUCCUGUGGAAAUAGACUCAGAAGACAUUCGACGCCAAGGAAUUUAUUUGAGCCAAGCUAGAAUUGAUAAGGAGACAGAAGACCGAAGGCAAAAAGCUAUUGAGGAGUUUUUCACAAAAAAACUCAUAGUUCCUUCUCCCUGGAUUGAACAUGAAGGCAAGCAAGUUUCUCAGUUUAAUUCAACUAAAUACGUGGAUAUAAGUAACAUUUCCCCGACUGGAAGACAGCUGAGCUUGCAGCCUGGGAAAAGCAAUGCUGCUUGUCAGACAGUACUGUCUUUGCCAGUGGAUUUUAAUUUAGAGAAAAUACUAGGUGAAUAUUUUAGAACCGAUGAAUUCGCAGAUCAGUCUCAGGAAAAUCUGAGUUCUUCGUCACUCAGAAGAAAGCUGUUUUUAGAAGAGAAUGGGAAUGUAUCUGCAUGUUUGUCCCCUUCUUUGCAUAGUCCAUGUGGUAGUCAGCCACUUGGAGUGCUUUGUUCCAUAGAAUUAUCUCCAGUCCGGUGCAGAAGCCCCCUGGACACAUCUAGUUCAGGUCAGUUUUCAUCAAGUCCUAUUCAGGGAGGAGCAAGAGCUUAUAGCCUAGGAAGUAUAACCAGUCCCCCAUUUCCAGAGGGCUCUCCUGCACCUAAUAGUUCUCCGGCUUUUUCACCAAUUGCUUUUCACAUAAGAAAAACACCACUCUCAGACCAAAGAAAAUUUACAUUUCGUUCUCCAGAUAUUCCUUCUUCCUCAAAUAGAAUGACACCCCCAAGUACAAGAAGUCCUUACAUAGAUGGUUGUUCUCCAAUUAAAAAUUGCUCUCCUAUGAGACUUGGAGCCUGUAGAGGAACUGCUCAGUAUCAGACUUCUGUCAUUAGAAUACCAAUUGCAGUUGAGAAUCAUGAGGAUGAGGAAGACAAGGAAAACACUUCUCCAGCAGAAGCUCGCUUCUCAGAAAUGGAUAAUGGAAUAAAGGUACAUCAGGAAGACAGUGAUACUUUUGCACAUGGUACACAUCUCGUGGUGGCAACUGUGUCUAUUUCACCAGAUCACUCAGAAGGUUGUCAUCAAAGGUUGUCAUCAUUUCAGGAUAUAGAAGGCUUAAAGGAAAAUAAUACUGUAGACAUGGCUGAUGCAGCUGAAGUGUCAGAGGAAAACACGUGGAUGAAAGAAACAAUUGGCAGUAGCAAUACACCAAUGACCAGCUUUAUGACAGGCAUUACUUUCAGUGUUGAAAGCUCUCGUAUGUGCAUGUCACCUCUUGCAGAAAGCAGCGCAAUUCCUUGUGACAACAGUAGUAUUCAGGUGGACAGUGGUUACAAUACACAGACUUGUGGAAACAGCAUUAUGGAUACUGCAGGGGCUGAAAACAGUUGCAGAGAAAAUGAUGUGAACACUAUUGCGUUUCAGAAUAAAUCUCAGCUGCCUAGAACAAAGGAGUGUUCUGUUGUAAGCCAUAAGGACAAUCAGUUGCUGAGAACAAAAUCUCCAGAAAAGCAAUCCUCUUUUCAAAAAGCCAAAACACAUAGCACAGUAUUUGGUCAAAAUGCAACUUGCAACAUUUCUGCUUGGAAACAUAAAAAUGAAAAUCAAGUUUGGGGAUUUCACAAAAGUGGUAUGUAGUUUUCUGAUGGAGAACUUAAUCUGUGGUUUCUAAUAAAUUUUUAUACAUAUGACCUCAAUUACCUGGAUUAUAUAUACUAUUUUGCUUUUCCAAUGCAAGUGUAAUAAACUGUUUGAGAUAUAUUAAGGGAGUUUUUAAAUAAUGUGGGAUUUUUCAGGUUUUAUUAAUAAAUUUAUUAGUGUCAUUAAGUGAUCCUUUUUGAAAAUUAAAGUGUCUAGAUUUGGUACAGAGAAACAGCAGGUUUUUUUUCAGUAUUGUAUUCCUUCUGUGACUAGGGUGGUGUGGGGGGAAGGGUGUGGGAUGUGGAGGUUCAGGGACAUCACACCACAACCAAUAUGAUCCAGUGAAGCCAAAUUUAUUAUCCCUAAAAAACUAUAUUUAUAAUUAUUCUCUACUGUCCACAUGUCUCUAGCUAAUACAUGAUUGGCCAGGUCUAGCUGUUCACACGUCUGAGAUAGGGUGCUGAUUAGAUAAUCUAACUUUUUGCAUGUCUGGCUGUGGUUUUCUGUCCCUCCCAUGAACUGUCUUUUUCCUCACUUUCCUAAGCUCACUGACAAACUUGCUGAGUCCAGUUGACUCUUCUUGUAUCUUUUUCAAGGAUAUACCGACCCCAUUUUCUGUAUAUGUUGUCCAUUAUCCCAAGCAGGCUGAAUUGUGGAUAGGCUGAAUAUGGCCAUUGUUCUUCAAAAACUCCUCAAUCUGCAACAAAUCCUCAACAGGGUAGAUUCCAUGAGCAGCCUAGGAUAACUUGCAUAGGAACCAGUAUAACUGCAAAAUCACUUACAUUUUCAGAUUUGUCCCACCUAAAGGCAUGAGGGACAUUGGUCUUUGUGGGAAAGAAAAAGUGGAAGGGGUAUUAGUCUGGUUUUGGAUUGCUUUUUUCCAACCAGAUUAUAUUGUGUGGCUUCAUAAAUACUACCAGUAGUACCAAGAGUAAGUCACUGGACAGAAGUGAACGGCUGGGGUGUGAUGAGAGCAAAUGCCAAGUUUAGUUCUCUUAGAAAUAUAAAAUGAGCUUUAUGUCAAAAGAAGUUGUUUAGUAAUUCUCUAAACAGCUUUUUCCUUGGUUUGACAGAGAUCUGUGAUGUUAGUUAGGUUUAAGUAAAAUGUAUUACUGGUUACCCUAAAAUUAAAAGCUAGUGUUGUGGCUUUGGUAAUAGUUUUAGUACUAAACUUGGAGUUGAUCACCUGACACUACCAGUGUCUGUGAAGAACAACUGUGUCCAAAUUGAUGCUUUGGUACUCUUUGGAACAAAUCUAAGAAGAUGCAAUAAGAUUCAUUGGUCUCAGUACUAUCACUAAGAAAUGGUGCAGCCUUUCUUAAUUGCUAGUAUUAUUCUGUUGCUUACAGAAAUUACCAAACUACUUAGAUAAAUCCUUAAAAAAUAAUUAAUUUUUUAAGGAUUUUUUUUAACUUUUGCAUGCCCUUUAUUACCAAAAUUAUUAAUACAAGCUAACCUUUUGUUGUCAUAUUUCAAAAGUCAGUGAUUUUUCACGGGCAGCUCCUCACAGCACUGACUCCUUCACAGCACAACCAAUAAGCUCCAUCUCUCUAUCUCUUCUCAGUACAGCUAACCCAAACUCUCUUCUCAACUAGCUCACCCUCUCUUUUAGCACUCUUACUGGUCACAGCUGUGCCCCAUUAAGGGCAGGCCUGUUCCUAAUCUUAGGUGAUUAGUACAGCUGCACUUCCUCAGGGGUGAGAUUACCUUCUGCACUUUUUUCUUACCUUCUAUCCCUCCACAACCUUUCAUCCAUUCAAGAAAACCAUCAGUUAAUUAAAAUGAUGGAUUGAAGAGGGGAUCAGAAGCCCAGAAUUCCCUUUGUGUAAUCAAAUCAGAUUUAGUUGAAUUUGCUUGUAUUUAUUUACAAGAACCUUCUGGAAUUUAUAAAUGUGAAUAGGGGGAAAAAAUCCAUAGGUUAAUCUUGUGGCCCUAGUGACCAAGAGGGAAAGGAGAGAUAAAGGAUACACUGAUAUUUCUGGGAUCUGUUUAUGUAGAGCUCUGGUAAACUUCAUUAGAUUAUUGAAAAAGAGAAGUCCAUUCUAAGAAGUGUUCCAGGUGAAGCAGUCACCAUCUUUUCAUAGCAAGGAUGUCCCAGGAUACUGGAUGGAAGUUCUGUUUUCUGUUCUAUUCUACAACCCACAGCAAAGCUUGUACCAAAGUGACAGACAGUGGCUUAUUGUACUGUGUUUUUAUACUUUGUAAUACUUUGAAGUAGUUUUGUUUCUUGUAUCCCUGUAGUUUUUCCAAAUAGUUUACCACAGACUGUACCCCCUUCCCUUUACCUAUGGAAUUUCUCUCCCUUGAUGAGAUCAUCCCCAAAUCCCUACCCUGGAUCUCUUUCAAUCACUCAGCAUCCUAUCCCCUUCAUCUAGAAGCUUCGGUCAGAGGCCAGGGGUCAGCCCCCCAAGACUUGUUUUAUACGCUGUCCUAAGUGUCUAUCCCUUAGUACCCAUCCCUUUGGGUCAUUUAUUGGUUGGUAAAAUGUUAUCUACUUUUGGUUUCCUCCUCCCUUUAAGUGUAACCUUGGCACAUCUCCGGGAGCUCUCAGCAGGAGGCCCCCUGAGGUGCAGGAGUUCCCCACAGCUCCUGAAUAAAACCUUGGAUUAACCCCUGCUAAGAGUUAGCCCUUUCUUCCAGCGAUGUCUCUGGUGUCUCCUCUGCUGCAAAGGCAACUAGCCUAGCUGCCCUCAGCACCCUCAGGGCACGAGAAAGUGUCUCCCCGCAGUCGGCCGUGUCGGGGUUGCUCCCCCAGUGUCUGCCGACUCGGGGCUGGAGGGGGUUCCUGAGAAGGCUCCCAGAGGAACAGAGACAGUGGCUGAUGAGCAGCUCUUGGCACACUAGGUCUGAAACCUACUGGUCGUGUUGGUCAGAUCUAAAUUUGAAGGCAAGACAGCAUUUAAAAAAAAUCUCAAAAGGGGAGGUGUGAACAGAAUCUCCUGGCAUUCAAAUCAAUGUGUUAGACCUGAGAGUUGUGUGUUUUUUGACUAGAACAGUUCUUGAAAUACUUCCAUUAAUAAUUUCCUAGUGAAGGCUUUCUGAAAAGUGUAUUUAAGAAAAAGGGAAAUGUCUGUCCACAUCACUUGAUUGUAGUUCUCACAUUGCAAAAAUAAAUAUAAAAAAUUUUACUUUAGAAAUCUAAUGAGCAAGCAUGAUGU